Molecule: messenger RNA, 1016 nt
Organism: Ixodes scapularis (black-legged tick)
Lineage: Eukaryota; Metazoa; Arthropoda; Arachnida; Ixodida; Ixodidae
Product: ice-structuring glycoprotein-like
Exons: 3
Coding region: 45-854 (269 amino acids)
Source: RefSeq, a predicted model, not a curated record
GACAUCAGCCAAGAGCCUCCAAAGAGAUCAACCUAUUGAAAACCAUGAAGACUCUGCUUCCUCUGACUAUCCUCAUCAUGGCUGUUACUGGCGCCCUUGCGGGCGUGCUCGGAGGCCACGGAUACCAAGGACGCUACGAGGCUACCAAGGAUACCGAGGCUACGGCGGUUAGGGCGGCUAGGGCAGCUAGGGCGGCUACGGCGGCUACAGCGGCCACGGCGGCCACGGCGGCUACGGCGGCAACGGCGGCUACGGCGGCUACGGCGGCCACAGCGGCUACGGCGGCUACGGCGGCUACGGCGGCUACGGCGGCUAGGGCGGCUAGGGCGGCUAGAGCGGCUACGGCGGCCACGGCGGCCACGGCGGCUACGGCGGCUACGGCGGCUACGCCGGCUACGGCGGCUACGGCGGCUAGGGCGGCUAGGGCGGCUAGAGCAGCUACGGCGGCAACGGCGGCCACGGCUGCUACGCCGGCGACGGCGGCUACGCCGGCUACGGCGGCAACGGCGGCAAGGGCGGCUAGGGCGGGUAGAGCGGCUACGGCGGCCACGGCGGCCACGGCAGCUACGGCGGCUACGGCGGCAACGGCGGCUACGCCAGCUAGGGCGGCUAGGGCGGCUAGAGCGGCUACGGCGGCUACUGCGGCCACAGCGGCCACGGCGGCUACACCGGCCACGGCGGCUACGGCGGCCAGGGCAGCUAGGGCGGCGGCUACUGCGGCCACAGCGGCCACGGCGGCUACACCGGCCACGGCGGCUACGGCGGCCAGGGCGGCUAGGGCGGCUACGGCUGCCACGGCUGCCACGGCGGCUACAGCGGCUACGCCCGCCACGGCGGCUACGGCGGCUGGGUAGCAGGCGGCUACGGCGGCUACGGGCUCGGAUAAAGAAGCAGUCUGAGCCAUGGAGGACUGUACAACGGUACGGCGGGCUCGGAUCCCACGGCGGACACGGAAGCUUCCAGGGUUCAAAUCCAGAUUAAUACGCCUGAAUAAAUAACGUUUCCGUUUCUGACAA